This is a messenger RNA of Cuscuta europaea, 1740 nucleotides long. The record is from the annotation of a GenBank genome assembly. Lineage: Eukaryota; Viridiplantae; Streptophyta; Magnoliopsida; Solanales; Convolvulaceae.
GGGAUUUUUGUUUGUGAAAGAAAAUUAAAGGAAGAACCCCAACAUUCUUGAUCGAGAAGCUAUAAGAGCACAACUCAUAUAAUUUAGCUACAAUUAUAUUUGAUCGAUCGAUCAUCCCAAUCCAAUCAAAUAUACAGAGUAUAUAAUUAGCCAACACCCUGAUCGAGGAAUACAUAUAUAUAAUGGGUGUUGGCCCCGACGGCCAUAAUAUAUGAUCGAAAAGUGAUGAGAUUGCAUGUGGGCAUAUAAGGCGCAUGCGUGACGGCCGGCUGGGGAAUGAAUUAAGCAUGAAGAUGAAUUGCUUUUCUUGUUGCUUGUCUGGAGAGGAGGACGAGAAACUUUCCAAAAAGAGUAUUCAACAAUGCAAGGACAUGAGACUUCUUGCCUCAUUCGCCAACAUUUCCUUAAAAUCUGAUAGAAGCAGGAAGAAAUACAUUGAAGAAGAAGUAGCAAAAUUUGGAAAAGGGAAGAACAAUAGUAGUUCAUCAUCAUCAGCUCGUGCUUUCACAUACCAACAACUUGUUGUUGCCACCCAAAACUUCAACCUCCAUUCUUUGCUUGGUGAAGGCGGUUUUGGAAGAGUCUACAAAGGCCACCUCCACACCACAAAUAAAGAUGUUGCUGUUAAAAAACUGGACAGAAAUGGGCUUCAGGGAAACCGAGAGUUCCUUGUGGAGGUUUUGUUGUUGAGCCUUCUACACCACCCCAACCUUGUGAGUUUGCAAGGGUAUUGUUGUGAUGGAGAUCAACGAUUAUUAGUAUAUGAAUUCAUGUCCAAUGGCUCCCUUGAAGAUCAUCUUCUUGAUCGAAAGGGGGGAGAGAAAGCGUUAGAUUGGAUGACAAGGAUGAGGAUUGCCCAAGGAGCGGCAAGAGGGCUAGAAUAUCUGCAUGAAACAGCAAAGCCACCAGUGAUUUAUCGCGACUUCAAAGCCUCCAAUAUAUUACUAGAUGACGAGUUCAAUGCAAAGCUGUCAGAUUUUGGGCUGGCUAAACUGGGCCCGACGGGUGAGCAGUCUCAUGUCACCACUCGAGUCAUGGGCACAUACGGCUACUGUGCACCCGAGUAUGCUUCCACGGGGCAGCUCACAACCAAAUCCGAUGUUUACAGCUUCGGUGUUGUCUUUUUGGAGAUUUUAACGGGAAGGAGGGUCAUUGAUAACUCCCGCCCUAGUGAAGAACAAAACCUCGUUUUGUGGGCACAACCAUUGUUUAAAGACAAGAAGAAGUUUCACAUGAUCGCAGAUCCAUUGCUGGAAGGGAACUAUCCCGCAAAGGGAUUGCAUCAGGCUCUUGCAAUAGCGGCCAUGUGUCUGCAAGAGGAAGCCGACACGCGACCUUUCAUUAGUGAUGUAGUAUCCGCUUUGGAGUUUUUAUGCGGGAGCAGAAGCAGCAGUGGAGACGAUGAUGAAGAUGAGGAUGCGGCCGCAGGUCAUGAAGAUAAUGCAACUGACGUUGCCACAUCUUCUCCACCACAAUGAGAUCCAUUGAGGAUGUACUAGCUAGUUAUGUAGUGUUCUUCGUUCAUACAUCUUACGUUACACACCGACUAAGCUAUCUAGCUAAGAUCUCAAUGCAUGUAGAUACCUAUAUAUUCAUGUACGUGAUGGUGGAUAAAUGAUGUUAGUACAUGUUAAUUGACUGUUAGCUUGUACUACACAUACAUACACAAACACAGACACACACACACACAAUUAGGAUCAAACAAAAAGAGGAUUUAACUUGUGAAAUCCACACUUCACC